AUGGGAGCUGCUAAGGACAGGACAAAAGAUUUCAUGAAUAUGAAAACUAAAAUCAAUCUCUAUAGAGAUCCAUCCAAGAGAUUUGGUUAGGUAACUAAUGUGAUCGCUUAAGAUUAAUUUGCUAGCAAUUCAAACACUAAAACAUCUGCUAAUUUGAUGAUGUUGGUUAUGGUAAAGAUGAGUUGCCUCCACUUUGGGUUGACAUCUAAGAGAAUAUUGAAGAAAAAAUUGCUGAAGCUGAUAAAUAAUGUACCAAUAAUGAUGUGUGUUACUUACUGCUGUAUAGUUGAUAAAUUGAAGCAACUUAGAGCCUAAAGAUUUAAACCAAAGUUUGAUGAUAAUGAAAAUAUAAAGUUAGACAGAUAGAUUGAUGAGUUGGUUUCAACUCUCACAGAAGUAAUUAAAUUUCUUAACAAUUUUAACAUUCAGACAAUAAAACAAAGCGAAAAAGAGCUAAGGCAAAUGAUGGGAGAAAAUUCAUAGAACCAGAGUGAUUAUCAAAUCAGAAAAAAUAUAUAGUAGACUUAUCUAUUCAAAAUGCAAGAUAUCACCCGCUAGCUAAGAACAAUUGAAAGAGAGAAUCUAAUGAGAAUUAAGGACCUUUAUGGAGAUGAAGGAGAGAUUAUACUGAGUUAGCUUGAUAAAAAAGAGAGAGAUUACUUCGCAGAAUUGGAUGUAAAGCAAGCGCAAGAGUAAUAAAAUAGGAAUCUGAUUUAGAUUGAGCAUAUGGGGGAGAUGACAGGGUAAAGAUCAGAGCAAAUAUCUAAUCUAGUCAAUCAUAUCAAUGAAUUAGCUGUGGUAUUCAAGGAAUUGUCUAACUUGGUGGUGGAGCAAGGUACUGUACUCGAUAGAAUAGACUUUAAUAUCGAAUAGGCGCAUGUCAAUGUUAAAAAAGCCAAUCAACAGUUUGUUAAAACUUUGAAAAGAGAGUAAUCAUGGAGAGCCAAAGGAUGCAUGAGCUGCCUAGUGACUUGGAAUCUUGUUGUUAUCGGAUUAUUGGUGUUUAAGCAUCUAUCUUGA
This is a messenger RNA of Stylonychia lemnae, 1020 nucleotides long. Lineage: Eukaryota; Ciliophora; Spirotrichea; Sporadotrichida; Oxytrichidae. The record is from the annotation of a GenBank genome assembly.